CUUUUACGCGUCCACGUACGUCCAGAGCGCAUGCGUCUCACUUCGCUUCACUCCUUGAAACUCGGGCUGGGGCUCAAUUAAGAGACCAUGUCCGCCGCCAUCGAGCGCCCGCAGUCCGCGCUGUCGCUAUUUCUACAAAAUUCUCCAUGAAAUAGCAUUAUCCUCUGGCCUCCAGAAUGGCCAGCUCGGGUGCUGUUCAGGUGAAGCUGGAGCUCGGGCACCGCGCUCAGGUCCGGAAGAAACCCACCGCUGAGGGAUUCACACACGACUGGAUGGUGUUUGUCCGCGGGCCGGAGCACACCAACAUCCAGCACUUUGUGGAGAAAGUAGUGUUUCACCUGCAUGAAAGUUUCCCCAGACCAAAAAGAGUGUGCAAGGAUCCACCAUAUAAAGUGGAAGAGUCUGGAUACGCUGGCUUUAUUCUGCCUAUUGAAGUGUACUUCCGAAAUAAGGAGGAGCCGAAAAAAGUGCGCUUCGACUACGAUCUAUUUCUGCACUUGGAGGGUCAUCCGCCUGUCAAUCACCUGCGCUGUGAGAAACUCACCUUCAACAACCCGACAGAGGAGUUCCGCAGGAAGCUGCUAAAGGCCGGAGGGCAACGAGAUCCCCAUAAAAGAAGUUCAGAAGACUCUAAAGUGAUGGUCAUGCAGGAAGGCUCCACGUCUCUGUUCGGUCAGCACCUUAAGCUGCCCACUUUACCCAGCAGCUCACUGACACUGAACUUCUCUGAUGGCAAAAAGAACAAGUCCUUUCCAGGAGCAAAAGACGGGUCCAAAAGCGGUAGUGCCCUCACCAUCACCACCACCAACAGCAUCAGCAGCAGCUCACUCAAGCUCCACAAGCCGUCCAAGGAGCACAAGGACAAGCCUCCCAAAGACUCAAAAGAGUCCAAAAGUGCCUUCAGAGACUUGAGCAGGGACUCGGGCAAAGUCUCCAAAGACUCCUUGAAGAAACCCAAAGAGAACCAGCCGCUGCGUGAUGAGCAGCCCAUCCCUAAGAUGGGUUUCAAAGAGCCCAAGGCCAUAUCUAAGGAGCACCGGGCAACUGAGGUUAGCUUCUCGAGCUUGGGCCAAAAUAAACGAAGGUCGUCGAUGGACGAUGAAGCCCAAAUUACCAAAAAACGGAAAGGAAGUUUUUCAGAGUCAUCGCAGAAGCUCCAGUCCAGUUCCAGCUUGGUCCAGCCUCACCACUCGGAUAAAAAGGCUCUAAAGGACAAAUCGCAGGUCCGGCAUGCCAAGUUAAGGGAUAAUGAGCUGUCUGAGAGAAGGAAGGUGUCCACGUUACCUCCUUUUCAGGAUGUGGUGGACCCAAAUGACUCGGAUAUGGACGACAACAUUUCUGCUAAAUAUGACUCAGAGCAGCCCAGUCCUGCCAGCUCCAGCUCCAGUUCAAGUUCAGGAUACAGACCUACACAUAAGCGACAAGUGCUGGGUCCUUUACAGACGAUAAUUCCAGAUUUGCACUCAGAUGACAAUGAAGAGGAGUCGGAGGAGGAAGAGGACAACGACAUGGACUCGGACAUGGAGCGCCCCUUACACACACACAUGACGCAUCGCCAUCGCAGGGUGAGUUUGAGUGAUGGCAGUGACAGUGAAAAUAGCUCCACCUCCUCACCACUCCCACACAACGAGGCCCCGCCUCUUCUGAAGGCCAGCAAUAAUCAGAUUCUAGAAGUGAAGAGUCCCAUGAAGCAGACAAAAGUGGAUAAAAACAAGAAUAUCGACUGUGACAAGGCAUACUUGGAUGAACUGGUGGAGCUCCAUAGAAGACUAAUGGCACUGCGAGAGAGGCACAUAUUACAGCAGAUUGUAAACCUCAUUGAAGAAACUGGACAUUUUCACAUCACAAACACAACCUUUGACUUUGACCUUUGCUCCUUGGACAAAACCACGGUUCGAAAGCUGCAGAGCUACCUAGAAACUUCUGGAACAUCUUGAAGCCGUGUGCAGCUGGCUGCCAUGAGCAGGAACACCAGACCUCCUGAUUGUCCUCCUGAUUUUGUCUCAAUCAGCUUGUGGCAAUGUUACGGAAUCAGCCUCAUCGAGAGGUCCUGGAGCUCCUUUCUUCUCUCUGUGUGCCUCAGAGAUGGAUGUGAGAUUCUUCCUGUCCACAAGGACUUCACCUGAAAAGCCUUGAAAAGUCCAACAUUGCCAAAAAGGGAAUAACAAGUUCAUGCGCCAAAAAAAACAAUGUGCAUAUUGUUACGAUGUGUGAAUGAGGUUUGGUUCUGUUCUUUGUCACGAAUGCAUGUCUUAACACUGCCUUACACCAUUGUCUAUUUAUUGAGUAUGAGUUUCGUGUGUGUGUGUGAGAGAGAGAAUGUGUGUGUGUGUGUAAGAGUAAAUGAUAUUAAACUCGUGCAAGCACUUGG
Messenger RNA from Neoarius graeffei (lesser salmon catfish), 2371 nucleotides. It is a transcript of the gene mllt3, whose product is annotated as MLLT3 super elongation complex subunit. The transcript is spliced from 13 exons. Bases 177 to 1937 code for a protein of 586 amino acids. Gene Ontology annotation, cellular component: super elongation complex. Gene Ontology annotation, biological process: regulation of DNA-templated transcription. The record is from RefSeq and is a predicted model, not a curated record. NCBI's taxonomy places the organism in Eukaryota, Metazoa, Chordata, Actinopteri, Siluriformes, Ariidae.